AUGUGUUACUACGGCAGCUACUAUGGAGGACUGGGCUAUGGCUAUGGUGGCCUAGGCUAUGGCUAUGGUGGCUAUGGUGGCUAUGGUGGCUACGGUUAUGGUUGUUACCGCCCACUGUGCUAUAGAAGGUACUGGUCCUGUGGCUUCUACUGA
Messenger RNA from Myodes glareolus (Bank vole), 153 nucleotides. Its product is annotated as keratin-associated protein 20-2-like. The record is from RefSeq and is a predicted model, not a curated record. Lineage: Eukaryota; Metazoa; Chordata; Mammalia; Rodentia; Cricetidae.